Peromyscus californicus insignis is the source of this 3221-nucleotide messenger RNA. It is a transcript of the gene Strit1, whose product is annotated as small transmembrane regulator of ion transport 1. Gene Ontology annotation, biological process: regulation of ATPase-coupled calcium transmembrane transporter activity; regulation of slow-twitch skeletal muscle fiber contraction. The record is from RefSeq and is a predicted model, not a curated record. Bases 164 to 268 code for a protein of 34 amino acids. NCBI's taxonomy places the organism in Eukaryota, Metazoa, Chordata, Mammalia, Rodentia, Cricetidae. The transcript is spliced from 3 exons.
AGUUGUGCUUUCCAAUGACUCCUGUCACCCUGUAGACAAUUGGCAGCAGGGGAGCAGCAGCUGCCACACUCUUCAGAUAUCUCUCUAUUUAAAGUUCAGAGGCACAGGAUAACAAUAAGGAAGAAAGACGUGGCCCUGACUAAGCCACUCAACAAUAGAAAUAAUGGCUGGAAAAGAGUCAACAUCACCACAGUUCAUGGUUCCCAUUCUUCUCCUGGUUGGAUGGAUUGUAGGCUGCAUCAUAGUGGUUUACAUUGUCUUCUCCUAGAAAAGCAAGAAGACUUCAGGCUGUUUAAGGUCACACAAUUAGGAGAAGCACGAAAAGCCCUUUUUGUCAGAUCAGAAAGACUUCAACAUUUUAUGAAAAACAUUGAAACUAUUAAAGUUCUUAGAAGAACUAAGAAAAACAUGGACAUGGCUGAUCAUUAAAGGUGUCUCAUGUAAAUAGCUGCAGUGUUUCGUAUCCUUUGAAGGUAGAAUUUGUUCUCAUAAGAAUAUCUUAGGAACUUGCUGGAAAUUACAGAUAAAAAAUAUAAGAAAAUUCAGGUGAACUUUUCUGUGUCAAGAAAGUUGGUGAUAAAUGCUUAAUUAUGGCUAAAAACACAUUAAGCAAUAGGAUUGAGUAUGAUGAUUCAAUUAGAUUAGAACAUGUUUUGUAUCCUCCUUCCCAAAUGGAUAAAUGGACUAAAGAACUCACAAUAAACAGAAGAUAAAGGACAACUGAAAAACUUGGAUCUUGCCCCUGGCUCAAUGAGAAAUGUAAUUUAAAACAUACUGAAAGACCAUUGCUUACAGAUGUGUAACAAAGAAAAAUGUUGGACAUCAUUGGUGUUGGUAAGGCUGUGGGAGAUAAGCACUUUCAUACACUGUCUUUGCAAAUUCAAAAUGGAACAUUUUAUUGUUGUUUGCCUUUUGGAGAACAUCUUGGUGUUGUCCAAGUUGGAUUCAAAAGAUCCUUCUGCCUCAGGUUUCUUGAGUAGCUGGGAAUAUGGGUGUGUACUAUUUCACCCAGCUAGGUAUAACAUUCUGGGGGUAUAGUUGGAAGUUCGUAUCUUCCAAAACUUGUAUGUUUAUUUUGAACCAGUUGUUUGUUUUCAAAGAAUAUGUCAAUUUUCACAAAGAUAGCAGCAAAAUACAAAAUGGCUUAUCGUGUAGGGGGCAGAAUCAACUGUGCUGUGCACAUGAUAUAAGAGAGAUGCAACUUUAGAAAGGAAUGAAAAAGGCCUUUAAAUAUUGAUGUGAUAUAGUCUCCACAACAAAAACAUGUUAAUUGAAAAAAAUUAGGUAGGCUGGAGAGAUGGCUCAGCAACUUAGUGCACUGGCUGCUCUAACUUCAGUUCCAGGUAAUUCAACACCCUCUUCUAGCUUCUUGGGUGUCAGGCAAGCAAAUAAUACACAGAUAUAUAUGCAGUCAAAAUACUCAUACAUAUAAAAUAAAAUAAAAAUAAUAUGAAACAUUUAAAAAGUCAGGUGUAUCUACUACCAUUUGUGUAAGAAAAGGAGGAGUUUAACCAAUAUGCAUGUAACUAACUUACCACAGAGCCAAACAGUGGAGUUUAGAUACUUCUGCACGUACUUUGUUUUAUAGUGUUUCAUUUUUAGGAUAAUAUGAAUAUUUUAUAAAUUAGAAAAAUCAAUUAUAUCCCAAAUUGAAAACAAGCUAAAAGCAACCUAAUAACAUAUCAGUUUGGUGAUUGUCUUAGUCAGUGUUACAUUACUGUGAAGAGACACCAUGACCAAGGCAACUCUUAGGAAAGAAAGCAUUUAAUUGGGGCUUGCUAGCAUUCUCAUCAUGGCAGGGAGCAUGGCAGCAUGCAGGCAGGUAUGGUGAUAGAGAAGUAGCUGAGAAUUCUACAUUUGGAUAUGCAGGCAGCAGGAAGAGAGAGACACCGAGUCUGGCUUGGGCUUUUGAAAACCUCGAAGCCCACCCUCAGUGACACACUUCUUCCUAUAAGGUCACAACUCCCAAUCUUUUCAAAUAAUGCCACUCCAUGCUGACCAAGCAUUCAAAUAUGUGAGCCUAUAGGGGCCAUUCUUAUUCCAACCACCCCAGUAAUAUAACCUAAAAGAGAAAGUAAAUCUUUCAUGUGAUUUAAAACACAGUAUAUGUUCUUUACUAUAAGUAUCUUAUGGGCUAGAUAACUUAAAACCACGUUCAACUGGGUGAGGUGCAAGCACCUUUAAUCUCAGCACUUAGUAGGCAAAGGCAGGCAGAUCUCAGUGAGUCUAGACCAGCAAGAGAUAAACAGCAAGAUCCUGUCUCACAAAACCAAACCAAACCAAAACAAAAACAAAGCAGCCACCCCCAAAUAAACAAGAACAAAAAGCUCAACCCCAAACAAAACCUGAGCAAAACAAACAAAACAAAACAAACAACAAACUAAAACAACUACAUGCAGUGAUCUUUUUCAAGUAAUGAUAUUUAUAUUGUUGGUUUGAAAGCCAGACGAUCGCUAUAUAUGCCAAGUAAACGUACUUUGUAUUAUUAAAAUUACAUAUGAAAUAUUAGCACAAAUCCACUAUUUGUUUUCCUUCUUCUGUAAAGUAAAUAACUACCCUAGCUUUGCUCUCUGGAAAACCUACUGGGGAGAACUCCUGCCUUCACUGUGUCUGAGAGUACUGCCUCCUUCGAAGGAGUCAGGAACCCCCAGUCUAGUUUGGGGUGGGAAAUACGCAAAAUGACUUGUCUGAUGAUGUCAGUAUCCACAGACCAGUUUAACUGCACUGAAAGUAUUCCAACACAAUGUGUGUGCCUCCUGACUGGGUGCAGUGAAAAUACACAAGGACAUCCAGGAAGUAUUUCUGCCAAAACUUAAGCAAACAAACUUUCGAUCCAACUACAAGUGUUCAAAAGAGAACCGGGAGGAUCAGCCAAGCGUGGAGUAUGGGAAACCAUACAGAACUCACAAACCUGCUUUUCCAGCAAAUAACCAAUGCUGCAGCUCUGUUCAUGGCAGCCAAAUUACGGAAGCAGCCUAUGUGUGUGUCCACAUACAAAUGUGUUGCACACACACACACACACACACACAUUGCAGUAUGUUCAGCCAUAAAGAGGAUCACACUUAUGCCAUUUGGAGGAAAAUGGAUAGAAUUGGAGAUCAAGCAUGAGACAAAAUCCAGAUUCAGAAAGAUAAAUAUCACGUUUUCUCAAAUGUAUGGAAUCUGAAUGUAGAUUAAAAAAUAAGGCAUAGUACCAAUAAAAUGGCUCAACAGAUAACUCA